GAGUUAGAUGUGGCCCUUGUGGCUAAAGGGGAUCAGGGGGUAUGGAGAGAAGGCAGGGACGGGAUACUGAGUUGGAUGAUCAGCCAUGAUCAUAUUGAAUGGCGAAUGGUGCAGGCUCGAAGGGCCGAAUGGCCUCUACUCCUGCACCUAAUUUCUAUGUUUCUAUGUUUCUACGACGUGGACAAGCUUUUCCCACUGAGAGUAGGGAAGAUUCAAACAAGAGGUUCAGACAUGACUUGAGAAUUAAGGGAGGGGUAACAUGAGGGGGAACCUCUUUACUCAGAGAGUGGUGGCUGUGUGUGGAAUGAGCUUCCAGUGGAAGUGGUGGAGGCAGGUUCCAAGUUUGAUUCUAUCAUUUAAAAAUAAAUUGGAUAGGUAUAUGGACGGGAAGGGAAUGGAGGGUUAUGGUCUGAGUGCAGGUGGAUGGGAUAGUAAGUGUUCGGUAAGGACUAGAAGGGCCGAGUGGCCUGUUUCUGUGCUGUAAUGGGUAUAUGGAUGUGUAUGUGUGUAGACCAGCCGUGAAUUAGUUAACGGGGAUGGGAUUGCAAGCCAGCCAGCAGGCAAAGGGGAAGUUCCAUGUUCUUGGUGAUGGUGGGAAAGUAUUCCAGGAGUUGUUUACUGUAACUAGGGAGAGAGAGAGGGGAGGUGGGGACAGAGGGCCAAUGCUAAAGGGGAGGAGGAAGAAUUUACUCAGCAGAGGAGCUUCCUGUCUGCGGAGGAGCAUAAAAGGGCCGGCAGGAGAGAGAGAGAGAGACAGAGACAGCGAGAGAGGGAAGGAGGGAGACAGAGGCAUCGUAACGCUGGUGGAAGUAGCAUCUGAGUCCGCUGCAGACUGACAGACAGACAGACUGACAGACAGCGCUGAGAAGUACCAAGACUGACUCUACGUUCCCCAGCGACCAUGACAUACAACGGGACGACCAUCCUGGGCCUGGCCACCCUCCUGGCGUUGGGCGCCAACUUCGCCGCCGCCAACACGGGCAACUCCGCCGCCGACACCGACACCGUGGCGCAGCUCGGCGCCGCCUUCGGUCUCCGCGCCUUCCGGGAAAUCGCCCGCUCCUCCCCCGACUGCAACGUGCUCUUCUCCCCGCACGGGCUGGCGGCGCUGAUGGGGAUGGCGCAGCUGGGAGCGGCCGACGGCACGCUCCGCCAACUCACGCACGCCAUGGGCUACGGGCUGGAAGAUAAAGGCGUGAUGUUGGCCCUGAAGCAUCUCCAGAAAGAAGUCACUGCCAACAGCAACCAGGACAUCGCAAGCACUGCCAACGCUGUCUUCAUCCAGAGGAACAUGAAGCUCCCAAGGGCCUACGUGAAGAAUUACCGCAAGGCCUUCAACAGCCGCCCAAAACAGCUGUUCUUCCAGGACAGCGCUAAAGCCGCCAGUAUCAUCAACAAAUGGGUCGAGGCACAAACUCGAGGAAUGAUAUCCAACUUUCUCCGCCCGGACCUGCUGGAUCCACUUCUGACCCGCAUGGUCUUGGUCAAUGCCAUCUACUUUAAGGGACUGUGGAAAAUGCCCUUCGACCCGGAAGACACACACCAUCGCACGUUCUACAAAGCUGACGGGACCCAGAUCCAGGUCCCCAUGAUGUCACAGAUCACCAAACUGAAUUUUAGUGAGAUGGUCACGGCCAGCGGCAUGGAUUACGACGUCAUAGAGUUGCCCUACCACGGCGAGACUUUCAGCAUGUUCAUCGUGGCGCCAUAUCGGAAGACGGACGCGCUGAGCGCCCUGACGGACAUCGUCUCUGUUGAGCUGGUCAACGAGUGGAAGAACAGCCUGACCCUGGGCAAACGCCAACUGGUGCUGCCUAAAUUUUCCUUGGAAAACGAGAUCGAUCUCCGAAUACCGCUGGCCCGCUUGGGGAUAACGGACAUGUUCGAUAGCUCGAAGGCCGACUUCACAAAGAUCAGCAAAACACAAGACCUCUUCGUGUCCCAGGCUCUGCAGAAGGUGAAGAUCGAAGUGGAUGAGCGUGGAACGAAGGCUUCUGCCGCCACUGCCGCCAUUAUGUACGGGCGAAUGGCAAUGGAAACGGUUAUCAUCGACAGGCCCUUCUUGUUCUUGGUUCGACAUAACCCUACAGGCACUAUUCUAUUCAUGGGACAAGUUAUGGAACCCUAGAACUAUCGCUGAGAGGAGGCAAUAUGCCGAUAUCAUAUUUGAGAAACUGCGGACAAACACUGGAAUCGAACUGGCGAAACUAUCAGGGGGAGGACUUGAACUCAAUCGAUGGCUGAUCUGGACUUCCCCAACAUCGGGAACAAUCUUCCUGCAUCUAGCCCCGUCCAACCCCUUAAGAAUUUUGUACGUUUCUAUAAGAUCCCCCCCCCUCAAUCUUCUA
This is a messenger RNA of Leucoraja erinaceus (little skate), 2348 nucleotides long. Its product is annotated as plasminogen activator inhibitor 1-like. Gene Ontology annotation, biological process: negative regulation of vascular wound healing; negative regulation of plasminogen activation; negative regulation of endopeptidase activity. The record is from RefSeq and is a predicted model, not a curated record. The transcript has 9 exons. Bases 902 to 2128 code for a protein of 408 amino acids. Gene Ontology annotation, molecular function: serine-type endopeptidase inhibitor activity. Lineage: Eukaryota; Metazoa; Chordata; Chondrichthyes; Rajiformes; Rajidae.